Molecule: messenger RNA, 1388 nt
Organism: Nymphaea colorata (pocket water lily)
Lineage: Eukaryota; Viridiplantae; Streptophyta; Magnoliopsida; Nymphaeales; Nymphaeaceae
Product: ubiquinol oxidase 2, mitochondrial-like
Exons: 3
Coding region: 13-1023 (336 amino acids)
Biological process (GO): alternative respiration
Cellular component (GO): mitochondrion
Molecular function (GO): alternative oxidase activity
Source: RefSeq, a predicted model, not a curated record
CUCUGAUCUCUCAUGGCGUCCAGGUUGGUGCUGAGACAGCUGCUCUGCAAGGGCCAGCAUGGCUCCCGACACUUGUCGACGUUGGCCGCCGGCGGGGCUGCCAACCUUGCUCCCCGCUCCCCCGGCGCUUUUCUUCUUGACGGUGGCACGGACCACGCGUGGUUCGCGGCGAGGCUCUUACCGGCGCGAGCGAACAGUGGUGCUGCUGCUCCGGUCAAGCUUGCCGGUGGCGGCGAAACGCCGGAGAGCGGCGGGGAGAAGGGGAUGAUAACGAGUUAUUGGGAGAUAGAGAAGCCGAAGGUCGUGAAGGAAGACGGCACCGAGUGGAAGUGGAAUUCCUUCAGACCGUGGGAAACGUACAAGGCUGACCUGUCUAUCGACUUGGGGAAGCACCACUCGCCGUCGAACGUGCUAGACAGGGUGGCGUACUGGACGGUGAAGGCGAUGAGGGCGCCGACGGACGUGUUCUUCCGGAGGAGGUUCGGGUGCAGGGCGAUGAUGCUGGAGACGGUGGCGGCGGUGCCGGGGAUGGUGGGGGGGAUGCUGCUGCACUGCCGGUCUCUGAGGAGGUUCGAACACAGCGGCGGGUGGAUCAAGGCGCUGCUCGAAGAGGCGGAGAACGAGCGCAUGCACCUGAUGACCUUCAUGGAGGUGUCCCAGCCCCGGUGGUACGAGCGGGCCCUCGUCGUCGCCGUCCAGGUCGUCUUCUUCAACGCCUACUUCCUCCUCUACCUCGUCUCCCCCAAGCUCGCCCACCGCGUCGUCGGCUACCUGGAGGAGGAGGCCAUCCACUCGUACACCGAGUUCCUCAAGGAGAUCGACGCCGGCAACAUCCCCAACGUCCCCGCCCCCGCCAUCGCCCUCGACUACUGGCAGCUCCCCCAGGGCUCCACCCUCCGCGACGUCGUCUUGGCCGUCCGCGCCGACGAGGCUCACCACCGUGACGUCAACCAUUUUGCCUCCGACAUACAUUUCGAAGGACAUGAAUUGAGACAAACUCCUGCUCCCAUUGGGUACCAUUGAUCAGAUCGAUCGACCUCCAUAGUUUUGCAGAAAAGGGAAUACAGGAAAAUGGGAAGAAAAUUAGAACACAAGAAAGGAAAAGCAAUAACUCUAUGGUGAAUUUCCCCUAGCGUGUUUCACAAUAUAUGUUGGUGGAGAAUAGAAGAUCUAGAUGGCAGUAAGUCGGCUCUUUGAGGGGCUAGCUGGUGCUUCUGUUAAGUAGGUGGUGAUGCGAGUAUACUUUUCUCAUCAAUACUUGGCGUCGGUUUUCCUUCGACUGCUUUCCACUGCCUUGUAUAAGUUCCUUUUCAGCUUGCUUUCAUAUGUGAGUUCAGUGUGUUUCUUCUGUAUAAGGGAAAUGAUAAUCUAAUAAUUCCUUGUAGUUA